Cylas formicarius (sweet potato weevil) is the source of this 8546-nucleotide messenger RNA. It is a transcript of the gene Megf8, whose product is annotated as multiple epidermal growth factor-like domains protein 8. The transcript is spliced from 18 exons. Lineage: Eukaryota; Metazoa; Arthropoda; Insecta; Coleoptera; Brentidae. The record is from RefSeq and is a predicted model, not a curated record. The coding region runs from base 258 to 8465 and encodes 2735 amino acids. Gene Ontology annotation, molecular function: protein binding; calcium ion binding.
AGAAAAAUUACUUUUUAAUAGAAUACUAAAUUAAUAAUUCGGUUACCCCAAUGUUAUCGCCAAUAUGACGCCUGUCAUGUGGUGAAGUGCCAAGUUUACCAAAUGUCAUCGAUUGUUUUGGUAAACCAGUUUUUGUCAAAGUUCGUAAAAAUUGAAACCAAACGCGAUGUGAUGUAGUAUUAUUAACAGCAAUAAUGGCUAGUUUAAUGCUCAAGAAAUCUCCUAACGUUUGUUAGUUGCUCAGUUUUAUUUACAAUAUGCGAGGGCAAAUCAUCAAUUACUCAUUAUGGGAAAUUUUUAUUGGUUUUAUUGUAGUUGGAUACGCAGCGGUGGACUUGGUACCAUGUGAUAGAAGUCGAAGGGUGUUUACCUCUUCGUGGGGCGUCAUCAGUGAUGGCCCCGUUGGCUCGAAUUACACGCAAGAUAGUCAUUGUGAAUGGUUGAUCAAAGCAAAUGAAUCUGAUAAGUUUAUUUCCCUAAGUUUCCGAAGUAUGGGUACCGAAUGCUCCUAUGAUUAUGUAUUCGUUUAUGAUGGAGAUUCGUUCUCUUCCCCUUUACUGGGAAGUUUUAGUGGCAAAACUGAACCUCAACAAGUUGUUGCCUCGUCAGGGUACAUGCUUGUGUUGCUUUAUAGUGACACAAAUUAUGUUCUAGAUGGUUUUCGGGCGGAAUUUUCAAUAACUGAUUGUCCGAAUAAUUGCUCUUAUCAAGGUGUCUGCUAUAACCAUCAAUGUAUUUGUGAUAGUAACGAAUGGGGUGGAGUGGAUUGUUCUCGAAGGUUGUGCCCUGGCAAUUGUGGACGCCAGCUUGGUCAUGGACACUGUGAACAGGGUAGAUGCGUGUGCCGUUCUGGAUACUCGGGACACGCCUGUGAUUUAUAUGAAAAUGAGGCUGUAGGCAAUAAAUGGCAUUGGCUCUCACAUUCCGAAGGAGGGCUGCAACCUCGUGCAGCCCAUUCCGCUGUAUAUAUAGAAAUGACUGACUCUCUCUAUGUUUUUGGAGGAUAUAAUCUUAAUAAUAUUAUGGGUAGCUUAGAGGUGUACAAUUUCCAAACUAGUACUUGGCGUGAUGAAAACGGCAAUGUUAUAUCUGAUAAAAAUCUCCUAAAUAUAGAACCUAGCUCAAUAGCUAAGCUUAUAGAACAUGCCGGGCCUGAUUGGGAACAAAAAUGGGGUAUAAAUAGUAAAACGUCGUUUCUCAGAAAUUUGCUUUAUGCUGUCAGUGAAAAUUCUACACAUUAUAGAAGACGACAGAGACAUAGCCGGAUAAAUGAUGAACACAAGCCAGAAGCAAGGUAUGGCCAUGCAUCAUGCUCCAUAGCAAAUGGCUUUGUCAUAUUCGGUGGGAAGAUGAAAGAUGGGAGUUUGGCCAAUGAUCUGUGGUAUUAUGAUGUACAAACUCGCAAGUGGCGCUUGCGUGCGAAAUAUUCGAAUAUAACACCACCCCAUCUCACUCGUCACACCCUCACAUGUGCCAAUGGGAUCAUCUACUUAUUUGGCGGUAGUACGUCGGAUGGUGAAUUUUCCUCGAAAUUGUUCAGUAUAAAAUUAUCACCGGAUGAAACUGAGGAGUGGGAGGAAGUGAAACUGAGGGGAGGGAAGCAGUUGGACGUCAGAGUAGUGGCUCACUCCACCGUAUAUCACUCGCCGACAAACUCGCUUAUAGUUUAUGGUGGCAUAGUGGCUGGAGUUGCUAGAUUUUCGAAGUUGUCGGACAGGAUGUUCGCCUUUCAAUUAGAUAAUCGCCAUUGGUCGGAGAUCCACUACACUCGAGAGCAUCUAAGGGAGAAGUUUGUGCCAAGGGAGAGGGCCUUCCACACCGCUAACAUUUUCGGUAAUUACCUUGUGGUAUUCGGAGGUUACUCGCACCGCCACAACAAAGAGGAAAUAUGUUACGACAAUCAAAUGUACCUUUACCAUUUGGGCUGUCAUACAUGGGUAAACCCGGACAUAUUGGGCAAACACAACGAAUCGCGCUACCCCAAGCACCAGGGAGUCUUUGCACACGCCUCGAGCGUCAGGAACGGGAAUACCUUAUUACUGGUGGGCGGUUAUCACGGAAACGUAAACGGCGAUCUCUUAGCCUACGUUGUACCACCGAUGAUCGCGUCUCGCUGGGGUGAGUCCUACGAUCCGGAAACCACCUGCGUAAGACAUCGCAACUAUGCGGAAUGCUCGGCCGAUCCCGAGUGUGGUUGGUGUUCCGCUGACGAACAGUGUUACGGCAGAACCAUCGGCGCCAAUUGUACCACAAACCUUCAAACUACCAGAUGCCCGGGCGUCUGUCCCACCCUGGGAGAUUGCCACUCCUGCCUCAUACACGGCCACGUGUACCCCAACAAGACCCACCUGGUGUCUGCCGCACACAAAUUAGGAUUGGAAGAGUGCACGUGGUGCGUGCAGAACGCCAGAUGUCACCACAAGGACGACAAUUACGGAGUCUGCGGUCUUCAGGAAGACAGUCCCAGUCAGAUACCCGGUUGGUGGGGCUCCAAGGGAACCGAGGUCAUCAAACCGGAACAGUGCAGGGAGUUCGACAUGAGACCCGGCCUCACCUUCGUCAAGUACAAUUAUCCCGUGAACCUCACCCAGCCUGACCACGUCGCGAUCAUUAACGCGACGACCGUUGAUUUCAACAGCGCCUCCAGUCCUCAAUUGAGGGCGGACUACGUCACGGGCGGCGAGAUGAUCGCUCGCCUGCUCGGUUUCCUGAGGCUGCCCCAAAUGUGGCAGGAAAUGCUCAACGUCUGCAUAAGCUACUGCUCGGCGACGUUGACCUUGGCCGAUAACAUGAUCGCGAACGUUUCCGCGGAGCAAACGCACUGCAAGUCAUUCAAGUGGCCUGGUAACUCUUCCGAUAAGAUAUCCGUCGAUUUCCGGUCCACCAAAACGAUCAACUUGAUAUACAGUACGCACCAGCAGAGCAAAAUGGAAUUGCAACAUUACAAAGAGAUAGACGAGACUCCGAAAGUGUUCACGUUCGAGUAUCUCGAACCGUAUUCAAACGGUACCUGCGACCAGUACCAAAACUGCCUCCAUUGUCUGACGGAUUCCCACUGCGGGUGGUGCGAGUUGACCAAUUCGUGUCAGUCGCGGUUAAAGGACGAAAAGGAGACCUGCUCGCACGACGGCGACUGGAAAUUUUUAACGCUGCAGCCCAGUUCCUGUUCCAAUUGCUCAAACUACAUAUCAUGCGAGUCGUGUAUCGUCACUAACCUGUGCGAGUGGUGGGUGGAGGAAGCCAAGUGCACGAGGAUUGGGCAAAAGUCCAAAGCCGCUACGACCUUGGACCAGUGCCCGACUCCCUGCUACCAACGCUCAGGCUGCGAGUCCUGCCUCAACAGGAAAGGGCGCUGCGUCUGGUGUCAGGCCACGCAGCAGUGUUUCAGUUUUUCAGUCUACACCAGCGAGUAUCAGUUCGGUUUAUGUCGCGAAUGGCUCGACCAAGCUUUCCCGCUAAUAACCACCCACGAGAACAGCUCAAUCACUCCUAAAAUCCAAGAGCAAUGCAAGUCAUGCUCGAUGCACUCGAAUUGCUCGACGUGUCUCGGUUCGUUGAGCUGCGGCUGGUGCUACAGCUCGUCGAACCCGAUGACCGGGGCGUGCGUCCAAGGCGACUUUAACAACCCCCACGUCAAUUGCACCGAAAUAUUAGACGGGCAACAGGCCAAGUGGGCGUACGCCCAGUGUCCUGACGUCGACGAGUGCGGAUUGGGUCUCCACGAUUGCCACACCCACGCCAUCUGUACCAACACCGACGGUUCGUUUAAUUGUCACUGCAAGAAGGGUUACAUCGGUGACGGUCGCACAUCUUGCGUGCGCACUUGUUACAAUGUGUGCGAGCACGGCAAAUGUCAGGGAGAGCCGGACUACGCGUGCAAGUGCGACGUCGGUUGGUACGGUGAGGACUGCUCGAAAAACUGCGGAUGCAACAAUCACUCGGCCUGUCCUAGAGGCUACCAGAUCUGCGACGAGUGUCAGGAUUACACCAUGGGCGAGUUUUGUCAGGACUGUCGUCCAGGAAGUUACGGCAACGCAACCGCGGACCAAGGAUGCCAGAAAUGCGAUUGCAACGGUCACGGGAACAUAGACCAGGGCGAGUGCGAUCGGGAAACGGGAGUUUGCUUCUGCGAAGACAACACGGAAGGUGACCAUUGCGAAAAAUGCCGGCCGAACUAUUCAGGUGACCCCAGAGACGGUAAACAGUGCUACUACCAGUGCGAAGCGCGAGGCUUCCUGAGCGAACCCAAAGGCCAAGGAAUCAGUUCCAUGCAGUACUACGUCCCGCCGUGGGGCGGGCCUCCUAUUAGGGAAUGUUUGUGGAUCAUCAAACCCGACGUAGAAUUCGGAACUCCGAUUAUUCAGUUGCAGAUGAAUGCGUCUCAAUUGAAUGUCACUUGCGGAGAAAACGCGGUCUAUGUAUACGACGGGUUGCCGGAGUUGGUGGAUAUGGGUAGCCAGAGUGCGUUGUCAGCCGUGUUUUGCACCGAAGAAGCCUUGUCGACCACCAUAGUUGAAUCGAAAACGGGUUACCUGACGGUACACUACAAACAAGGCCUGCCAAACGAGCACUUUAGCGCCAUGUACAAAGUGAUCAGUUGCGACAAUUGCGAGGCACCUCGCGAGUGUCGCAACGGGCAGUGCGUCUGUCAAGAGGGGUUUGUCGGAUUCGGCUGCGAAGAAAGUAUUUGCCCGGGGAAUUGCAGCAGCGCUUUGGGGCGGGGCACCUGUGACAAAUCGUACGGUAGAUGUCUGUGCAACGAGGGCUGGACCGGUCCCGCUUGUGAUAUCGAAUUUACUUUGUGGAGCAGCUUUGAGUUUCUAGAAACGAAACUUCAGCUCAUAUUCAUCGAGCUGUUCAAUACCGACCGUCUCGCCUCCAACUUCGAUCACCUCAAAAAAACCCUACCUCGUUUCGGACACUCGCUAGUGUCCGAUCGACGCGGAUCGUUGUGGAUGUUCGGCGGGUAUUCUCUGUCUCACGGUCCUCUGAACGACAUUAGACUUUUCGACACGCGCAACAUCACUUGGAUGCAAGUGACCGUCGAGUCCACACCGGACGCCAAGAUGCCUCAGGGUAGAUAUUUCCACGGAGCCGACAUCGUCCAUUCGAAACAGGCGAUAUUCGUAUUCGGCGGCCUGACGAAACACCAAAAGAGUUUUAACAAUCGCACUUUGAACGAUUUCUGGCAAUUCGACAUCCAGAAUCAGCGGUGGAGCGAAAUCACCUCGCCCCACGGUUACCACAAACUGGUGGGAUACUGGAGCAGCAAUUGGCCGCCCGCGGUGUACGGCCACACCCUCACUUACUAUAGGAACGCGGACAGGGAGGAGAGUCUGAUACUAAUCGGUGGCGAUUCGCCUCAGUACGGUUUCGUCAACACCAUUUGGGAGUAUAAACUGGACAAGGAUGUUUGGCAGCCGGUGAAUACCAAAGGCAAGGGUCCGCCAGGGCUUAUAGGACACAGUACGGUGUUCCAUUCACAAACGAACAGCCUGUACGUGUUCGGGGGUUACGUGUACGACAGGCAACUGUCGGUACUAUCCAACAGCCUGUAUCAGUUGAAGUACGACACGAAAACCUGGAUUGAGUUGUCGGGCAGCGGCAACAAUCGCAAUUUGCCCAAGCCGAGGUUCUUUCAUACUGCGGUGACCACUGAUCAUUACAUGCUGGUGUUGGGCGGGCGCAUAUAUCCGUGGAAUAUCACCGACACUUUGUACGUUUUCUCCUACAGCUGCAAUCAGUGGAUCAAUUUGAUGACCGAAGCCGUCGAAAAGAUCGGUCCCUACCCGAGACAAACCUACGCCCAAGCGAUGACGAUCGAGCCGGACGGCGACGCCGCUUACGUCAUCGGCGGCUGGGGAAUCGAUUCGCAAUCGACCGUCCUGAAAAUCGAGCUUCCGAUGGACAUUUGCAAUUUAUUUUCGACCCGGUCGAAUUGUCUUCGGGUGCCUGGUUGCGCUUAUUGCGCCAACAAGGUUAACGACGAAACGGUGGUGGAAAUAUGUCACAGGAACACGGACGACUGCCCACUGGGCUCGCAGACCAACACUUCGAGGGUGUCCAAUCUCGGACGCGUAUGUAACGAGAGUCUGCAGUAUGGCAACAACUGCACGUCUAUUUCGGACUGCGCCACCUGCAGUCUAACACCGUACUGCGUUUACUGCAAUAACAGCAACACGUGCGUCAACUCGGCGGAUAACGACUGUCCCGCGGCCAUUUGUCCGUACAACAGAUGCGUGGCGACGGAUUGCAUCCAGUGCCUGCAGAUGCCGGGAUGCGAAUGGAGUUACUCGAGGAGACAGUGCGAGGCCGUUUCAGGUGCGCAAGAAACAAACGUGGUGUCGUUGUGUCCGCCGUCAUGUGUAAAUUACACAACCUGCAGCAGUUGUUUGGAAACAGUCGAUUGUCGUUGGUCCACCCAACUCGACGAAUGUGUGUCAGCCUCGUACCAACCGAUCUACUGCGCGGGCGGCGUCUGCGGUCUCGUCCUCGAAGCCGAAAACAAGCAGCAUUGCCCCGAGCCUUGCAGUUCGUUUAAGCAAUGCUCGAAUUGUUUGAGGCACGCGUACUGCGGCUGGUGCUCCGCCCCCGACGAAUCCGGCGCUGGAGUAUGCACUGAGGGAUCGAACGAGAGGCCGAUGAUGGGUACUUGUAAUCGAGUGUACGAGGAUGAAAAUAAUCUAUUGGAAGGUGAAAGCGACGAUCUUAACGUGACGUACACGUGGCAUUACGUAAAAUGUCCUAAGGAGAACGAAUGCGCCAAUGGCCACCACAGCUGCGCGGAAGAGUCGGAAAUUUGUGUCGAUUUGGAUGAGGGCUUCGAGUGUCAGUGCGGCAAAGGGUACAAGUCGGGCCUUAACGGUUGCGAACCCGUGUGUCCUCUCGGUUGCGUCCGAGGUCAAUGCGUGCAACCUAACAAAUGCCUCUGCGAUUUCGGAUACGUCGGUGCCAACUGCAGCAUUCAGUGUCUGUGCCACGGUCAUGCCAAUUGCGAGGGUCCCGAUAAGUUGGACAAGUGCCUGACUUGUCACAACAACACGAUGGGAACGAGGUGCGAAUCUUGUAAGCCACUGUACGUGGGAGAUCCGGCCAAUAACACCCAGUGCGUGCCCUGCACCGAAUACUGUCACGGUCACAGUUCCAUUUGCGUCGAGAACAGUACCGAUUUAGAUCCCAACGAUUACAUCUCGUACGAUGAUCUAAUGGCGACGUUGACAGUCGGACCGAAAGCGAACGCUAAAUGUUUGAGGUGCGAUAACCGCACGGCGGGAGAUAGGUGUGACGAAUGCAUUCCGGGCAACUUCAGGGGAUCGGAAGAGCUUAAAGAUUCGUGUCGACCUUGCGACUGUCACGGCCACGGCGACACCUGUCACCCUAUCACCGGCGACAAAUGCGAUUGCAAAAACAACACGAUUAGCGACGACUGCGUGGGAUCCGGCAAAAACUCCGCCCAUCCGUGUUGGAUGGUGCAGUGUUCGAAAUGCAAGGAGGGUUACCUCGGUACCCCCACCCAGGGCCAUCAGUGUUACAAACACAUGUCCGUCGAUUCGAAGAUGUGUUUCGACGCCAAACCAAUUGACGAAUGCAAGAUCAAACCGAAACCCCUUCACCCGGGCGAAAUAGUCUUCUUCGUUAUCCAGCCGAGGUUCAUGAACGUCGACAUCCGCAUAAUCAUAGACGUCACCCAAGGUCGUUUGAAUGUCUUCAUGAGCACCCACGACGACACGUACAUCGCUUACCCGAACGGAACGACCGGACUAAACGACAUCGAUCUGGACACCAGAUACAAGUCCGUGGACAACGGCACCUUGAACGACGUCUACGUCGAGAAGGAAGCCGUCGGUCUGAGAACGUACAUCACGAUUACCCAAGCGAAAACCAUUCUCCUGGUCAAAAACUUGGAGGAUCGGCUGGUCAUCACUUUGCCGGAGGAGAACCACAAGCUGGAAACGACUCGAUUCUUUUUGGUACUCCAAGCGUUGGACCCGCCGAACACCGAUAAAAAAGUGUCGUACGGUAUCGUGUUUUCCCGCCAGGAUCAGCUCCACAUCGACCUCUUCGUCUUCUUUUCCGUGUUCUUCAGUUGUUUCUUUCUGUUCCUCGCCGCGUGCGUGGUGGCUUGGAAAGCGAAGCAGGCGGCGGACGUGAGGCGCGCGCGCAGAAGACACGUCGUCGAGAUGCUGCACAUGGCGAAACGGCCAUUCGCCAGCGUCACAUUAAAUCUGUCGGCCAAGCCGAAGCCGAAAAAGCCGGCUCAUUACGACGUUCGGCCGGUCGCCAUCGAACCGACAAGCGACGGUGUAGCGGCGGUAGCCACAGUAUUCGUGAGCUUACCCGGAGGUCAGAAUCUGCCAGUGAAACUGGCAUUGGGGUCGUCCCUAAUACUAAUAGCGCGACAAUUUCCGACGAGUAGCAGGAUAUUUUUAAGGAGACGUUCCAUUCACGCAGCUCCCUCGACUUAGGUUACUUUUGUAUAUUGUUUAUAUGUAUUAUUUAAAGUAUUUGUUAUUAUUUAUAAGAAAAUAUACAAGUUGUUUUAAUAU